Molecule: messenger RNA, 846 nt
Organism: Rasamsonia emersonii CBS 393.64
Lineage: Eukaryota; Fungi; Ascomycota; Eurotiomycetes; Eurotiales; Trichocomaceae
Exons: 2
Coding region: 1-846 (281 amino acids)
Source: RefSeq, a predicted model, not a curated record
AUGUACCCUACCGCUGACGGUGACCUCACGAAAUUACUCGACUACAUCUCACGUGGCUUUAACUCGGAGCCCUUCCCCUGUUUCGAAAUCUACGCUGAGCAACCUGAUGUCUUUGCCUGUGUGGAGCAUCAGAGACGAGAGAUUGGAAAAGCUUUGAGGCAAACGAGGAUGGCUGAAUCGGGUUCACAGUCUUUGCCCCUGAUUCCUAAAGUUGCCACGGACAGGUUUGACCGUCGCCGGCGAGGCUUUCUUAUCGUGAUCACCUCAGAUAGCUAUCGUAGCGGGGCCGCGCCGCCUCGCCAUAUAGAGUCAACAGGUCCUCUCUGGGUCAUUUUUGACAGAAAAUUUCCUCACAAGACUUGCAUGGAUACGACGACCCGGCUGGAGAGCGAUCCCCGUGAGGCCCAGGCCAUAGGCAUGGCCAUUGAAGAAAUAGAAGUCUUACCUGAGAAGACGGAGAUACUAGUGAAGCGGAUUCAGGGCACGUACGAUAUGCGAAGCGAUCUGUGGCUGAUGUAUCAAAGAAGUUUCCAAGAGGAUGAAAGCCCGGACUAUGGAUUAGACGAGGACGAAGAUCAGCCUACAGAUCAGAUAGAAGAAAUGGGAGACGGACCAGCAGAAGAUACCUUGAAUCAUCAAGCUCAAGCAUUGUCAUUAUCGACGGAUUUUAAGGUCACCACUGGACCGGGAAAUGCGAUAACAGUCACUUCUUCUUCUUCUUCUUCUAACACGAUGACAUCCGAUCCGACCUCCGUUACGUCGUCUACGCGCCGUUCUUGCAUUAUUGUCCUGGAGGAGGAAACCAUACCCUUGAGAUCACCGCGAGGGCAUUUACUUCAGCGAUAG